This is a messenger RNA of Hansenula ciferrii, 1710 nucleotides long. It is a transcript of the gene DSE1, whose product is annotated as Dse1p. The record is from RefSeq and is a predicted model, not a curated record. The transcript has a single exon. Gene Ontology annotation, molecular function: protein binding. NCBI's taxonomy places the organism in Eukaryota, Fungi, Ascomycota, Saccharomycetes, Phaffomycetales, Wickerhamomycetaceae. Bases 1 to 1710 code for a protein of 569 amino acids.
AUGGAUUUCUAUAAACCAACUAUGCUUUUCAGACAAAAUGCUAUAAAAAAAUCUAAAUCAAAUCCAGAAUUUUAUACACAUAAUAAUAAUAAAUCAACAGAAAGUUGGUUAUUAAAAGAACAAAAAUCAUCAACCAGUAUCUUAGAUAAAGCAUGUUCAAUGAAUAGAGUUAAAAUUGCAUCAAAUUAUUGGAAAAUCCCAGAUGAUUCAAAUUAUUUAACUUCAAUUGCUAUAAAUGAUUCUAACCAGGAACAAAUUGCUAUAUCAAGUGGUUCUUCUGAUUCAAAUUUAUUUAUUUAUGAUUUAAAUAAUGAAUCUAUUUCUUUAACUCAUCAACAAACCAUUACUUUACCAAAUAUCUUAAAUAUGAAAUGGUUAGAUUAUGCCAUGGAGGAAAGUACUUUAAUCACAGGUCAUAAACAAGGUGUUAUUCAUAUGGUUUCAAUUCCUGAAGCAAAUUCAAAUGAAAGUGCCAAAAUUUUGAAAAGAUUUAAUCAUAAAAAACAUUUCAAUAAUUCUAAAACUUUGAGAGAUCCAUCAAUAAGAACAAUUAACAUGCCAAAUUGGGAUUCAAAAAAUUCAUCAAAUUUAUUAAUUUCUCAAUGUAAUGAAAAUAUUUUCCUUUGGGAUUUAAAUCAUAGAUCAGAUUUACCAAUUUUAAAAAAUCAACAUUUAGGUAUCAAAAAUUUUGAUUCAUCACCUUCAUCAAAUGGUAUUAUUGGACUUGCUGGAGAUUUUGGUAUUGCUAUAAAUGAUUUAAGAGCUCCAAUUAAUGAAGUUUCAAUGUUUACCCCAAAGAUCUCUAAAGAUACUAAGAACUAUGGAUUCGCAAAUAAUAUUAAAUGGGCUCCAUAUGAUUCAAAUAUCCUUGCAGCUUCACAUAUUGAUGGUAUUGUUAGAUUAUGGGAUAUUAGAGCUCAAGAAUCAUUUGGUUCAUUACAAGGUCAUAAUGAUUUAAUAACUUCAAUUGAAUGGUCAGAAGAAAGUUCAAGUGAUUUAUAUACUGGAGCAAGAGAUGGGAAUAUAAUUCAUUGGGAUUUAAAUUUUAAUGAAGAUUUAAACAAUUGUUGUUUAAAUGAAGGUUUAGAUUCAAUAAAUUAUUAUGAUAAUCAAUUCUUAACAGAUGAAUUUGAAAUUUAUCAUCAUUUAAGUAAAAGACAAUGUGGUACUUUAAUUCCAGCUGCUAAAAAUUCUAUAACAAAUUUAACAAGUUCAUCAAAUUAUAUUUUAUCAAUUGAUGGUUCAUCUUAUUUGGGAUUACAUAAAAAAAGAGGUUUAGAUUCAUUUGAAGUUGAAGAAGGUACAUCAGAUAUGAUUAUUGAUAAUAUGUUGAAAGAAUUUCCUCAAACUGAAACAGUUUCUGAUUCAGGUAGUAUUAUGACAAAUUCUGAUGGUGAAUCAGAAUCAGAAUCAAAUUCAAUAUUUGAACAAACUUUGAUGCAAGAUUCUUCAGUUCCAUCAACAACAAAUAAUUCACCAAUUCAUAAUAAAACUAAAAGUAUAACAAGUUUAUUAAAUAAUAGUGAAAAUAGUAUUGAUACAUUAGUUAAUGAAGAAAUUUUCAAUGAAUCACCAAAAAGAAUUGUUUCAGGUUCAACUAUAAAUGAAGAUGAUUUAGAAGAUCAAUUUGAUUUUACUUAUAAUGAAGUAUUACCAUUAAAUCAAAAACAAAGAAAUGCAUCUUCACAACAAUAUUAUCAUUAUGUUUGA